Molecule: messenger RNA, 291 nt
Organism: Linum tenue
Lineage: Eukaryota; Viridiplantae; Streptophyta; Magnoliopsida; Malpighiales; Linaceae
Source: the annotation of a GenBank genome assembly
AUGCUGGACUCUUCUACUGCAAUCAGCAUCAUCUUGGGAAGCUCCAACAGCAACCAUCGCCAUGGUAAUAUCGCCAAGCAGCUUAAGACUCUGCUUAGCCUGGAUUGGGAGGUUAAUGUUUCACAUGUGUUUAGAGAAGCUAAUCAUGCUGCUGAUUUUUUGGCAUGUAAAGGACAUGAUUGUAAUUUUGGCACACAUUCCUUCGAUGUGUGCGACCAAGGCCUUGGUCAAUGGCUCCGCCAUGAUGUAAUGGGUAUCACCCAAGAACGUCUUAUUAUUAAUACGAGUUAG